AUGAAUAUGUCAAAUCCACUGGAAGGAUCAAUUACUAUCCCAUUGGAUUUCUUCGAUGAAUUGGCUUCAUUCUAUUACAGUCGAGGAAAUCGUUAUUCUCCAUCAACAGGUGCUAGCAUGAAUCGAAUUAAAACAUAUAAGGAUGUUCAAUGUCAAACUGAUAUUGAAUAUACCAAUGAAAAAACAUCGAAAGUAGUGGUUGAUUUACCAUCAUCUUUAACUCAAUCAACAAUAUCUUCAAAAAAAUCCACAGAAGAAACAACAGUUGUUUAUGAUCAAAACAAAGAAAGUCCAUUAAGAACUGAUAUUAAUAAACAGCCAAAGAAACUAUAUGCCGUUAAAUCUAGCAUUACAAAAAAACUGUUAACAGAACGACAACAGACAAUAUCAACAAUCGAUCAAAUUGCAACUGCUAAUGUCACUUCAGCACCAUCGAAAUCAUCCAAUGGUGAUAAUAAAUAUCAUUUUGAAAAUGAUAAAAUACAAAGAAUGAAGAAAAAUGAAAGAAGACGGGACAAAUUUCGUAUUUUGGCUCGUACACUUGAUACAUUAGGAAAUAUUGAUCCAUCAUUAGAUUCAACUUCAUACAAUAAACAAUUAGAAAAACGUUGUAUUACUACUCUAGUACCUUUAAUACGACAAAUUAAAUCAGAACCAUUUGAAAUCGAAGAUCAUCAUCAUCAUUAA
Molecule: messenger RNA, 687 nt
Organism: Rotaria sordida
Lineage: Eukaryota; Metazoa; Rotifera; Eurotatoria; Philodinida; Philodinidae
Source: the annotation of a GenBank genome assembly